AUGCUGGCGACUUUCGAGGACGGGGCAGAGGUCGCGGGCGUGGCUGGGUUCGCGAUGACAGCAGGGACCGUGGCCGAGAUCGCGAUAUCGAUUUUAGGGACCGACGCGAUGGACCGUAUAGAGAUGAGAGAAGUCGCGAACGUGAGCGAGACUGGGAUCGCCGAGAGAGAGAGAGUUAUCGGGGACGCCCACGAUCGCCAGGGAGAGGACGUUCACCACCUCCGCGGGAUUUCCGCGACCGAGACCCCCCUUUAG
This is a messenger RNA of Colletotrichum spaethianum, 255 nucleotides long. RefSeq lists its product as uncharacterized. NCBI's taxonomy places the organism in Eukaryota, Fungi, Ascomycota, Sordariomycetes, Glomerellales, Glomerellaceae. The record is from RefSeq and is a predicted model, not a curated record. The transcript has a single exon. The coding region runs from base 1 to 255 and encodes 84 amino acids.